Macrosiphum euphorbiae (potato aphid) is the source of this 1257-nucleotide messenger RNA. Lineage: Eukaryota; Metazoa; Arthropoda; Insecta; Hemiptera; Aphididae. The record is from the annotation of a GenBank genome assembly.
AUGAUACCAAAUACAAGAACAAAAUAUAUAAUGAAUAUAAAACUGAUGAAGUUGACCGGAUUAUAUCAAUUAUUGAACCCAGACACUCCAAAAUCAUUCGGUUGUAAUAUUUUCAAGCUAGGUGGAACUCUUGGAGCAAUAUUUCUUGUAUUAACAUUUCUAAUGUGUAAUUUAAGUAUAUACUAUUCUCUAAACGAUUUUACCGAAGCCGUAAAAUAUUUCAUGUUAAUAAUUGCGACAGUAUUUGCAUUGACCAAAAUGAGCUUUAUAGUUUUAAAUUCAAAUGCAUUAUGGAAUUUAAUCAGCUUCACGUCAAUAGAUUAUUUUACAUACAAAGACCAACCAAAAUAUAUGCUAAUUUAUGCUCGAAAAUUGUCGAUAUCAAUCUCAAAUAUUUUCACAUUGUCUUGGAUUGUAGUAAUAUCAGUAUGGGUUUUAUCUCCAAUUGUAAUUAAGGACAAUUUUAUGAACGUUAAAUCCAAAGAUGAUACAUACAAUCAAUAUCGAUACAACAUGCUCAAUUUAAUAUUUCCAGUAUCAGCUCAAUUUUAUAACAACAAUUUUAUAGUGUUUUAUUUACUUGAGUCAAUAGCAUUAAUAGCUUAUGGUUAUUCCAUGAUGGUUUUUGAUAAUUUGGUGGUUUCUUUGUGUAUAACAAUCACAUACCAGUUAAAAUCGAUUGCAUUAUCAUACAGUACACUAGGUUAUGAUAAUAUCGACAUCGAUUUUAAAAGUACUGACGUGGAAAACAAAUCAUUAAAUGAAAGAUCAAAUGACUACAACGGCUUAAUAUUUAUAAUUCAAGAUCAUCAAAAAUGUAUAAAGACAAUGAACGAAGUUUAUAACGUGUUGCGUCCAAUUUUACUUUUUCAACUGUUGGCCGAAUCAACAUUAAUAACCGUACAGCCCUUUUUAGUUAUAUUGAAUAUCAAUAAAGGGCUUUCACCGACUUCGCCGGAAAGUAUUAAAUUAAUAUUAUCUGCAUUAACAAACAUGGUUCACUUAUUUUCAACUUGUUAUUUAUUUACUAUAAUUAAUAAUCGUAAAUACGAUAUUAAUUUUGCCUUGUAUAGUUGCAAUUGGACAGAAAAGAACAUGAUGUUUAAGAAUUUAUUAUUAUUUUCAAUGCAAAUUAAUAACUCGGAAAAGUUGAAACUAAAAGCGUCUGCACAAAUGAUAGUCAACUUACAACUGUUCACAAAAGUAAUUCAAACUACCUACAGUAUAGCGUCAGUUCUGGUAAAUCAUUACAGAUAG